Medioppia subpectinata is the source of this 1303-nucleotide messenger RNA. Lineage: Eukaryota; Metazoa; Arthropoda; Arachnida; Sarcoptiformes; Oppiidae. The record is from the annotation of a GenBank genome assembly.
AAUAAAUAAAAUUUUAAUUGUGUUGCAAAAAAUGAAUCUAUGGUUACAAUUACGGGAUUAUGUUCGCGGUCAGUUUUUCGAUGUCGGUUAUAUACAAGUGAUGUAUACAAGCGUUUUGUUGUUAAGUCACUUAACAUUUUACAUGAAGUAUGCGUUAAUAGGACCGGCGUUUGUGGACUUUAAAUACAUUUUAAACACAUCGUUAGAGACCAUAACACGUAUUCCCACAUUAUAUACCGGAGGUAUUAUCGUUGGCACACUUUUGGGCCUAUUGCACCGGUACGUGAACCGGCAAAUCACCAUCAUCAUCGUACUGGUGGUAAUGAACGUGUUCAACACAGCCAUGCCGUACUCCCAACACGUGUGGCAACUGUACGCGUGUGCGGCCGUAUUGGGUGUGACGGCCGGCGCGUGGCUCACGGCUUACAACGUGUGGCUCAUCGAGAUCUGGCAGGAAAAGGCCGUACGAGUGUUGCUCUUCUCGCAGCUCAUGCACGGCAUCGGCCAGUUUGCCGGCGAACAACUCGCCCGACCAUACCUUACUGGCCAUCCGCCCGACGCGUAUAACUCAACCGUAAACGAUAUGUACGGCGAAUACUCGCCGGACGAGAGACGGGCCAAACUGGUGGUGCCGUUCCUGAUCGGAGCUGUCGUACACGGCAUCGGUCCACUCCUAUUGAUCAUUAUGUAUAUAACAAAACCGUACGUAAAAGUCAAGCAAUACUACACCGUCGAGACGAGUACGGAUCGGGACGCUCGCCAGGCGGCGGCGCCAACGCUGGCCGUCACCGCCCGACCACGACUGGUCACCCGAGCGCUGGUGUGUCUAAGUUUGGGCACAAUUCACUCAAUUGAUUCGCUAAUACCGGACUUCGCCGUCACUUACCUGCAGUACAUACCGGCGCGGCUGUCGGCCUCGCGAGCGGCGUCCGUGACGUCGGCCAUAUCGGGCACCUAUACGGUGGCGCAUCUCGUGGAACUGGUGGCCACCUAUGCGUUCACCACCAGUCAGAUCAUUCACACCCACUUUGCCAUCGCCUGCGUGGCGUUUGUGGCGCUGGCGUUCGUCGGCCACAACGAAACCCUGGUGUGGAUCAGUUCGGUGGCCGUGGGUUUCGGUGUAUCCAUACUAUUCCCGGCGCUGUUGGCUUUUUAUGGCUCUGUUGUGGUGGUCAGCGACCGCAUGGCCACCGCUAUAUGGCUCUCGUGGGGCGCCGUAUACUUCGCGCCGUCGCUGGUGUUGGGCCACUAUAUCGAGAGCACUCCGUAUGUGUUUGUUGUGAUCGCUUUGGCAUUGAUUUCG